UAAUGAAGUUAAAGCCUUGUAGUGUAAAGACCUCACAGAAAUCUUUGUUAAGGUUCGAUUUGGUCCAGUUCACCCAAAUUUAAUAACAACUGUGUCAUCUGCUGUCAAAGAUUAUUAAAACAACAUAUCACCAAAACAUUUGAACCAAAUAUUUUACUAGAUCUCUGUUUCGAUUUCGAAGCAACUUCAUUAGAUAUGUCACAUCAAGGCAUCAUAUUUUGACAGCGUCAAUAAAACUUCCAAGUUGUAACCCGUUGAAUUCACCUGCAGAGUUGCCUGUAGCCACGCGGAGAUACCUAAAUUAUUGAGUGCUGGCAAUUCUUUUGCUUUUAGCAGCGGGUCCAAUAUGCGAGUAAUUUACUUGAUGUUAUUGUGCCUCGCCCUCUGAACGAUUGAUUAUUCUUAUAAUUUCCGUUAAGAUAACGGGCUGUUGCAUAACACGAUAACUGCGAGCGAGAAAUGUCCUGGGCUGUUGGCGAUUUCAAGGGCUUAGGCACGUUCAGGUAGCACAAAGCGUUUUUCGAUGGUGUGACAACUUAGGAUAGCUGGUACGGAUCUUCAAGAUUUCAACGCGACAGUUUUCGGUCGUCACCACAAGACAAGUCCUGUCGACAUCUUUGUUAAGGCUUGUCUUGAUCCGGAUGCCGUGACUAGAUAUGGAUUGGAACACAACUUUCAAUAAAAACGCCGUAAGUGCUUUGCCUUCAGUGUACACUACACAGGCGUUUGCAGUGAUGGAAGGAAAUGAGAGUUCAUUCAACGCUACUACACAUGCAACUCCAGAGUUGGAGCAAUCCCUAGAUUUUUGGAUCAUUAAGAUCGUGUUUUACUGCAUCAUUCUACUGGGUAGCUCUUUGGGGAACAGUUUAGUAAUUUACAUCAUUGCGAGCAAUGCACGAAUGCGAACGCCGUCCAAUUACCUUAUCAUGAACCUUGCGGUCUGCGAUUUUGUGACGCCAGUGUUCAGCAUCCCCUUCGACUUUGUGCUCGAAGAACACAACUACGUCUGGAUUUACGGCGCAAGUAUGUGUAAAAUUCUGUGGCCUUUGACAACGCUGUCUUCAACCUCGGCCGCUUUGACCCUCGCAGCGAUUUCACUUGAUCGUUAUCGCGUAAUCAUGCACCCCUUUAAGGCUCGCUUAACUAUGGUCAAAAUCAAAUGUAUUAUUGUUGCGACGUAUUUGUUUUGUUUACUAAUGGUUACGCCGUACUCUUACGUGCUCGGUUUGAAAGGAAACGAGUGCCAUGAGACUUGGCCCGAUAUUUCCUACAAAAAAUAUUACACGCUGAGUCUUUUCCUGGUGCAGUAUUGCCUCCCUCUGACGUUCAUGGUCGUCAUGUAUUCCUUAGCACUGAAGAACCUCUACACUACCACAGAUAAGACGAGUACUAGAAAAGCAGAGAAAGAACAGGCUGAGAUGAGCAGUACAUCACGUAAUUCUUCCACAUCUGCAGAGCCAAAACUAAAAAAGGUGUCUUCCACAGUUCGUCUUGUGCGGAAGCUGUCCUCGACUGUAAGAAGAGGCACAACCGAAGCAAACAAGAGAGCGACUAAAAUGUUUCUUGCAAUAGUCGUAGUUUUCACCAUAUGCAUGUUCCCAAAUCAAGCGUUGUGGCUAUGGGCGGAUUUUUCCAAUGGCGCUGACAACCCCAAUUUCCUCAAGGCUGUUAUCGUCUGCUGGUUGUUCACCUACUCCAACAGUGUCUGCAACCCGGUGAUUUACGCCGUUUUCAGCCGGGAUUUCAGAAGAGGUUUCAAACGAGCGUUCAAAAAAGCGUUCUGCCUACGUCACGGGCGCCGUCGAGUUUUUAACCCUGAUUUAGUGGCGACAUUAACCACGGAGUUAAAAAGUGUUGGCACGGACAUAGAACGGCGAAAAAGAAAGAUAGCUUCCGUAGAAGCACCUAAGUUAUAUCUUUUGUAAUAGUGAGGGGAAAACAUUUCCACAUUGCAGAAUCGCGCACGCGGCGGGGUAGUACACCCUUUCUUAAUGGGAAGAAGACAUUUCUUAAGAAUAUCGAGGCGAAAUUUGCGAAAUUUUAGAAAUAUUUUAAGAAAAAAGAACCGAGGCAGAAAUUUUGAAAAGAAUGUAAUUUUGUGAUGAAAGUUUGUAUGUGCGUCGUAUACCCGCAGGCUGGCUCCAGAAUUACUUCAACGCCAUCCAGACACCAAAUACACUGGAAAACAGAAAUGUCAUAUG
Orbicella faveolata is the source of this 2201-nucleotide messenger RNA. Its product is annotated as galanin receptor type 1-like. Lineage: Eukaryota; Metazoa; Cnidaria; Anthozoa; Scleractinia; Merulinidae. Gene Ontology annotation, biological process: G protein-coupled receptor signaling pathway. Gene Ontology annotation, molecular function: G protein-coupled receptor activity. Gene Ontology annotation, cellular component: plasma membrane. The record is from RefSeq and is a predicted model, not a curated record.